AUGCCUGCCGCGCCGCCGCCACCACGGCCGCCGCUUCGGUCGUCGCGCUGGCGCACCGCUCUCGGCAUCGUCUCGAUCGCCCUCUUGGGCCUGGCGGCCUCCGCUACCGCCCAGAACACGCCGCUUUGGCCAGAACUCGACCCCACCCAGCUGGCGCAGCUGCAGGCCUGCCUCGUCGGCCACAAGCUCAACGUAGUCACCGCAGCGCUCAGCGAUGCCCGCACCUACUACCAGUCUUCCCAGUCCGACAACCUCGUCUUCCACUACAACCCGUCCGCCAUUGUCCACGCAUCGUCGACGCAGGACGUACAGGCCGCCGUGCGCUGCGCCGCCAAGCACGGCAACAUCGCCGUCGCGGCCAGGAGCGGCGGCCACUCGUUUGGCGGCUACGGCAGCGGCGGAAGGGACGGCUCCCUCGUCAUCGACGUGGGCGCGCUCAACAAGACCGUCUCCCACCCGCACGAACGCACCGCCGAGAUCUGGACGGGCGCGCGCCUGGGCGACGUCGUCAAGGAGCUCUGGUCGCAGGGCGACGGCAUGGUAGCCCUCGCCCACGGCACCUGUCCCAGCGUUGGCGUUGGCGGGCACGCCAUCUGCGGAGGCUUUGGACCCACCUCGCGCGCCUGGGGCAUGACCAUGGACCACAUCCUCGAGGCCGACGUGGUGCUGGCCGACGGCAGCCUCGUCACCGCCUCGCAGACGCAGAACCAGGACCUGCUCUGGGCGAUCCGCGGCGCCGGCUCGUACGUGGGCAUCGUUACCCGCUUCCUCUUCCGCACCCACGACGUCAGCACGCCCGUCGUCUUCUUCGAGUACCGCUGGACGCCUUCGCUCAAUACGCCCGAGGACGCCGCCGCCGUCUUCACGGCCCUCCAGGCGUUCGCCCUCUCCAAGCAUGCCAGCGAGAAGCUUGGCUUCCACAUCCAGAUGAUGCGGCCCGUCAAGACCGACCCCAUGCCGAACACUGGGCGCAAAAUCACGCUCCACGUGCGCGGCAACUUCCUCGGCACCGAGGCCGAGUUCGGCGCCGUCGUGGGCCAGCUCUGGAAGCAGUUCCGCAAGCACGGGGCGCCCAUGCCGGACGGCAAGACGGAGCGGUCCAUGACGUUUCUCGCUUCGAUGCAGGAGUGGGACGACUUUGGGCCCGUCGGCCACAAGCUCGACACGCUCCUCGAGCGGCAGAAGCACAACAACUUUGUCGCCAAGACCUUGCUGACGCUCGAUCACACCAAGGGCCUCACACCGGAGGCCAUCCUGUCGCUGUACCGCCACCUCUUUGACACGGCGGUGCUGACCGAGGACGAAAAGGUGCUCGCCGACGGCCACCCGUCGUGGUUCCUGUGGAAUCUCUACUUCGAGUUCUACGGCGGCCCGGCGCCCGCCUACCGCACCAAGGACGCCAUCGAGGGCAGCGCAUUCCCGUGGCGCGACGGCCUCUGGCUCAUCCAGGCCUCUGCCGGGACCGACGAAAAGAAGACGAUACCCCACGGCGCGCACGUCCACCUCGAACGGCUCAACGAGCAGCUCCACGACUCAAUCGCCCGCUCCGGCAUCAAGGCGGCGGGCUACUCGUGCUACCUUGACCCGGACCUCAGCGAGAACGAGUGGCGAUCCCUCUACUAUGGCCCCUCGCUGCGCAGGCUCGAGGAGAUCAAGGCCCGCGUGGAUCCGACCAACCUGCUGCGCAACCCGCAGAGCCUCGGCAGCCGGACCGAGAUCGAGCACCGCUGGAAGUCGCAGAGGAGGAGCCUGGAUCGCGCCAUGUCCGCGGCGAACCGAUCGCUUCGGACUGGUCCCGACCGCUGA
Messenger RNA from Pseudozyma flocculosa PF-1, 1806 nucleotides. RefSeq lists its product as uncharacterized. The transcript has a single exon. NCBI's taxonomy places the organism in Eukaryota, Fungi, Basidiomycota, Ustilaginomycetes, Ustilaginales, Ustilaginaceae. The record is from RefSeq and is a predicted model, not a curated record. Gene Ontology annotation, molecular function: oxidoreductase activity; FAD binding. The coding region runs from base 1 to 1806 and encodes 601 amino acids.